Myotis myotis is the source of this 657-nucleotide messenger RNA. RefSeq names its product late cornified envelope protein 3D-like. The coding region runs from base 96 to 401 and encodes 101 amino acids. The record is from RefSeq and is a predicted model, not a curated record. NCBI's taxonomy places the organism in Eukaryota, Metazoa, Chordata, Mammalia, Chiroptera, Vespertilionidae. The transcript has 2 exons. Gene Ontology annotation, biological process: epidermis development.
CAGGAUAAAAGGGCUCCUACCCUGGGCUCCCCAUCCACAGCCUCCCUGAGAACAGCUUCUCCUGUCCCUCUGCAUCCGGUCAAGUUCCUGUCGAGAUGUCCUGCCAGCAGAACCAGCAGCAGUGCCAGCCCCCUCCCAAGUGCACCCCCAAGUGCCCCUCCCCGAAGUGCCCCCCAAAGAGCCCAGCACAGUGUCUGCCCCCAGCCCCCUCUGGCUGUGCUCUGAGCUCUGGGGGCGGCUGUGGCCCCAGCUCCUCGGAGGGUGGCUGCUGCCUGAGCCACCACAGGCAUCACCGCAGGUCCCACCGCUGCAGGCGCCAGAGCUCCGAGUCCUGUGACACUGGCAGUGGUCAGCAUCCUGGGGGCUCGGGCUGUGGCCACAGCUCUGGGGGCUGCUGCUGACCUGGAUCUGAUGCUGAGACAAGCAACUUGAGAGGAGACAAGAAGCCAGCAGAGAAGCCCCCGCUGGACCCAGCCUCUCCCAGACACCUCAUUCUAAUAUUCCCAGGCUGGUUGCUGAAAUGUUCUUGGGGGAGGGGUGAGCACUCCCCAGAAGAUGCGAGGCAUGUAUUUUCCAAGCUUCUGGGCAGCCCCUCCUCUCAGUGUUAACCCAUGUGUCUAACCAGGUAGAGAAAUAAAGCCUGUUCUCUCCCUCUGA